AUGGGCAACUUUCUCUCACAAUUCAGCGUCCUCGUCAGCAAGGAUAACGACGUCAACUUGCCCGAUGUCCAACUCGACUUUGAGGCCCUAGGCUCCUCAAUGUCAGAUGAAGAUGCUGCAUCCUACUCCAACGUGCUGCAUAUGCUCGAACCAACUGCAGAUCUGUUGGAACUCCUCCGGACUUAUCAGGGUUGUGGAGAUCAAAUUCGUCAGGCCAUUGGAUCACCCUCGCCUGAGACGGAGGCAGAAGCCUGGAAGCACGUCAGUGCUGCGGUUGCCAAGCUCAAGAUGUUCUACAAGUACUCGACCUCUAUUGAAAACUGCUUGCCUCAGAUCCUUCAGACCCUUUGCAUUGGAGACGUCAACAAGAACUUGGAGAAACAUCAAACGCUUGCCAAGAUCCUCUGCCAGCUCUUGGACUUUGUGUUUGAGUUUGACUCGCUCAAGAUGAAGACGCCCCAGAUCCAGAACGACUUUUCAUACUACAGGAGGUGCCUUUCACGCGGAAAGCUGUCGAACGACGGCGAUCUCAAAUCAGCCAUGAACGAGGAUGAGCUCGCCAACAAGGUCUCGUUCUUUUACGCAUAUCCAACACCCAUGCUCAAGACGGUGACAGAGGUGACGACCGCGUUUGUGGACCGGCAUCGUGUGGUCAGGAGUGUCUCGGAGUGCUUGGCGACCUUGGCUGGUGUCUGUUACAACACUGUCAGCAACUUGAAGAAGAAGCCUCAGCGACCAGAGACGACGGCGUUUUGUUUGCGCGUCAUGGUGAUUGCCAUCAUUAUCUACGACCACAUUGACCCCCAGGGGGCAUUCAAUAAGUCGUCCCCCAUCAACAUCAAGUCGUCCGUCAAGGCGAUUCACUCUCACGGCAACUCGAGCGAUACUCCCAACCUGAUCUCUGCUCUUCGGUUCAACACCAAGCACCUGAACGACUCUAGCACACCCAAGGCCAUCAAGACUCUUAUGGCCUCCUGUGCAUAG
Molecule: messenger RNA, 984 nt
Organism: Linnemannia hyalina
Lineage: Eukaryota; Fungi; Mortierellomycota; Mortierellomycetes; Mortierellales; Mortierellaceae
Source: the annotation of a GenBank genome assembly